UGGAUUCGCAAGUGGUAACACGUCAUUUUCGUUGACUAAAAAGUAUAUUAUAGAAAUUUUAAAAUUAUCAGUUUAUAAAGUUAGCAAUUUUUAAUUGAUUUAUUAGCCAUUACUUACGGUUGCUAUAAACCUGGGUAAAUAAAACUAAUUCCGCACACCACCUGCCAGCACUUCAACAACUUUAUUAAGCACUUUAACAUUUUGUGUACACUUCACAAUGUCGCAAAUUGAUGAGGUCCUCUCGACGCAGAAAUCCUUGGAGAGGAGAUUCUCUCCCUUAGAAGAGAUGUUCGCUGAGGGAAUGGAGGCUGUUCAGGCUCAGAUUGACGCGGCAGGCCCAGGCAAGGAUACUAUUGCCACGGUGGCCGAGGAGUUCCGGACCUUCCGAGUGAUCAUGUACAAGUUGCUGGGGCUCUUGCGUCGUGACAUCACUGAGUGUUCCUGGCAGAUUGAUGAGAUCAGAACAAGGAGCCGCCGAAAGGCUUUGAUUUUCCAAGGCAUUCCGGAAAAGGAGGGUGAGAACUGCAAGUCUAUCGCAAUAGAUGUUACCAAUACGAAGAUGGGCCUUAACCUCACCACCUCGUCUAUAAAGGUCUGCCACAGAUUGGGUCAGAGUAACACUGACCACCACCGGCCUCUUCUUGUACGGUUCGCCAGUGUUAAGUCGUCGGUCUGGCGGGCCAAAACUAGAUUGAGAGGGACGGAAAUUGCUAUUAAGGAGUUCCUGACCAAAGAAAGGCAGGCUGUUUUCGUUAAGGCGCGACAGCAUUUUGGUAUGCGGUCGUGCUGGACGCAGGAUGGUGUAAUUUACAUCAAAGUCUCAGAUGGGAGCAAGUGUAGGGUGACAUCGAUGGGUGAGCUGAAGCCUCUGCUGACCAAAUACCCGAGGUUGCACAGCAAGUCUUCGACCGGUGCCAAACAGGAUGCUGAUGGUGGUGGAAACCUGAAAGGUGCACGCAGAUAAGUACCUUGAACUCGCAGCCUUACUUCAUUUGAUAAACUGUCACCAUGUAGACUCACCUGUU
Molecule: messenger RNA, 1025 nt
Organism: Spodoptera litura
Lineage: Eukaryota; Metazoa; Arthropoda; Insecta; Lepidoptera; Noctuidae
Source: RefSeq, a predicted model, not a curated record